AUUUAUUUCUAUCUUUACCAAUCUCACUCAUCCGAGCCCUAGGUUUCUUUCAGCCUCCGCAUUCGCCUCUAUCUCUAUUCUCGGUCUCAACUCUGAACUUCCUCCCCUCCCCCUCCUCUCUCUCUGCAACUCCCCAAUCGCCUCUAUCUCUAUGUUCGUUCUCAACAUCUCUAUUCUCGUUCUUAAUUCUGAACUUGCCCCCCCCCCCCCCCCCUCUCUCUCUCUGCAACUCCCGAAUCGCCUCCAUCUCUAUUCUCGGUCUCAACUCUGUAGCCGAUUCGAAGUUGGUCUGCGUUGCGAGUGAAGCUCUUCCACUUCUCCAACGAGUCACUGGUGAAAUCGCCAGUCAGCUUCCUUUAAUCUCAAUAUUCUACCGGUACCUGUGAUAAUGGGUGGGCUGCCAACACAGAACCCUUCUUCCGCCAUAACCUUGUCAGUGUCGCAGAAGAACGAAGGAUUAACCAUGACAGCAUCUGGGUCAAAUUCAAAGCCAAAGAAGAAGAUCUGUUGUGCUUGCCCUGACACCAAGAAGCUGAGGGAUGAAUGCGUAGUGGAACAUGGCGAAGCUGCAUGCUCAAAAUGGAUUGAUGCUCACCUUAAAUGCCUUCGUUCCGAAGGCUUCAAUGUUUGAAAUUGAUGAAGAUAACCAAAUUGAUAAAAUGGAAGAUGAAACUAUUUUGUAGAACCUGUUUAUUUCAGGAUUAUACAUACACUAGAUGAUCUCUUUCUCGUUGAAAAUUCACGAAUAAAUUAUGGAAAGCUUCUGACUGUUGCACACGAAUUAUAUUAUAUGUUCAUUUACUUGUUUAUGAUUAUACAUGCACUAGAUGAGAUCUGUCUCAUUGAAAGUUCAGGAAUAAAUUAUGGAAAGCUUCUCUUGGCUCUUA
Messenger RNA from Cornus florida, 887 nucleotides. Its product is annotated as cytochrome c oxidase copper chaperone 2-like. The transcript has 2 exons. NCBI's taxonomy places the organism in Eukaryota, Viridiplantae, Streptophyta, Magnoliopsida, Cornales, Cornaceae. The coding region runs from base 389 to 631 and encodes 80 amino acids. Gene Ontology annotation, cellular component: mitochondrial intermembrane space. The record is from RefSeq and is a predicted model, not a curated record. Gene Ontology annotation, molecular function: copper ion binding; copper chaperone activity.